Messenger RNA from Homalodisca vitripennis (glassy-winged sharpshooter), 1258 nucleotides. RefSeq names its product cysteine-rich hydrophobic domain-containing protein 2. The transcript is spliced from 4 exons. The record is from RefSeq and is a predicted model, not a curated record. The coding region runs from base 127 to 624 and encodes 165 amino acids. Lineage: Eukaryota; Metazoa; Arthropoda; Insecta; Hemiptera; Cicadellidae.
UGUACUGUGGAUAGUGUACUGUGUAGACAGACACUAAACAGACAGUAGACAGUGUAGUAGGAAUGGCUUUAAUGGUUGUCGUUUGAUUUGAAGAAGAGAGUCUGAAAGUUUUGUGUAUUUUAAAUCAUGGCAGAUUUUGAUGCGAUAUAUGAGGAGCAAGAAGAAAAUGAAGAAAAUUUGGAAGAAAAUUUCGUUGCUCCUGUUCCCGAUCCAGUGGUUGUCAGAGGAGCUGGCAAUAUGACAGUAUUUGGGUUGAGUAAUCGUUUUGAAACGGAAUUCCCUCAAGGAUUAGUGUCACGUGUAGCUCCUGAAGAGUUUAAAGCCACUGUUUGUAGAGUAAACAGUGUGUUGAAGAAAACAUUGCCUGUUAAUGUUAAAUGGCUGUUUUGUGGCUGUGUGUGUUGUUGCUGCACCCUUGGCUGCUCACUCUGGCCAGUAAUAUGUCUUAGUAAAAGGACUCAGCAUUCUAUUGACAAGUUACUUGAGUGGGAAAAUAGUCACUUAUAUCACAAACUUGGUUUGCAUUGGAGACUUACGAAGCAGAGAUGUGAUUCUUCAUCUAUGAUGGAAUAUGUGUUGUUGAUUGAGUUCAUUCCAAAAAUACCAAUAUACAGGCCAGACUAGUGCUCAUCCAACAGGCCAGUUGACUUUUGUGCCUGUUUCUGUGGUGGACAUUUUAAAUGUGUAGUACUUAUUCCUUGCAAUCAAUUUUCUAUUUUUUCUAAGCAUUAGCAGGUAGUAUGGCCGGUUUAGAAUUAGUGAUGUGCCUAUAUUUUUGUUUCAAUUUGUGUACAGUUUUUUAAUGCUUAAAACAAUACUUUAAAAAUUGUUAAAAUGUAAAUAUAGAGUAAGGUUUUUUACUGAUCAGUGGUAUAGAACAUUUCAAUGGUCUGCAAGGCAGAUACAUAUCUUUGAUAAGGCCUAUUAGUAUACUGUGGCAUAUGUUAAUAUUAAACAGUUAAUUAGUUUAGUUGUUUUAAAAUGUAUAAAGUGUGUAAAUGGAGACUGCUUUGUUCUUUUGCAGGAUUUAAGAAAAGGGUAAUUGAGAUGUACAACCUUGUUUUUAAUUUGAUAGUAUUAACAACGAAGUUUAUUUUUGUUAAUGAAUGCCUUAAUUAUUUCAAAAUAAGUAUAUGUUAGGUAUUGUGACUCAGUUUAACAUAACAUUUGUAUUUAUUUCGAAUAUUAGAUGUUUUCUGUCAGUUGUUAACUAAAUUCUGUCAUUCAAAUGUAAAUAAAUGACAUUUACUAACGUGUA